Molecule: messenger RNA, 507 nt
Organism: Vidua chalybeata
Lineage: Eukaryota; Metazoa; Chordata; Aves; Passeriformes; Viduidae
Product: leucine-rich repeat LGI family member 4-like
Exons: 5
Molecular function (GO): protein binding
Source: RefSeq, a predicted model, not a curated record
AUGGCUCCCCUGCUCCUGUUCUGGGGGCUCCUCGCGGCCUCCGGGGGGGUCCCCGCUUUUGGGGGGGUCCCGAUUUUCGGGGGGGUCCCCAAAGGGGGCGUGGCCUGUCCCGGGGGCUGCGACUGCGACCGAACCAACGCGCGGUGCCGGGGGGGGGCCGGGGGCGUCCCCCGGGGGCUCCCCCCGCGCCUGGCCACGCUCUCCCUGCUCCGCUGGGACAUCGAGGCGCUGCCCCAGGGGAGCUUCCGGCACCUCCCGGCGCUGACCCUGCUCCUGGUGGCCUCGGGGCGCCUGGGGAGCGUCGGGGACGGAGCCUUCGAGGGGCUGGGGGCGCUGGAGUACCUGUUCAUCGAGGACUCCCAGCUCGGGUCCCUCCCCCCAGCCGCUCUCAGGGGGCUCCGGGGGCUCCAGUUCCUGAGUUUGGCCGACAACCGCCUGGAGUCGCUGCCCCGCGGCCUCUUCCAGGACCUGCCCAGCCUCGGCCACCUGUGCGUGACAGCGGGGACA